This is a messenger RNA of Salarias fasciatus (jewelled blenny), 1671 nucleotides long. It is a transcript of the gene stk33, whose product is annotated as serine/threonine kinase 33. The coding region runs from base 75 to 1517 and encodes 480 amino acids. Gene Ontology annotation, molecular function: protein kinase activity; ATP binding. The record is from RefSeq and is a predicted model, not a curated record. Lineage: Eukaryota; Metazoa; Chordata; Actinopteri; Blenniiformes; Blenniidae. Gene Ontology annotation, biological process: protein phosphorylation. The transcript has 14 exons.
GUUUUGGCUCCGGUCUGCUGAACUAACCUGAUCCAGUCUGCAAGAUGACACAUUCUGAUGCUCGUGGAUGAGACAUGAACCUGGCGUCCGCUCAGACCAGCAAGAAGACGCCGGAGAGGGAUGUGCCAGUUAAUCGCCUGGAGAAUGAUGCAGACCUCAGGGAAAUUUAUGAAUUUGGGAGGAAAUUGGGUCAAGGUAGCUUUGGAGUUGUUUAUGAAGCCACCCACAUUGAGACACAGACAAAAUGGGCUAUUAAAGAGGUUUGCAGAUCAGCGGCUGGAAGUUCGAAAGCGAACAUGCUGUGGAAUGAAAUAAACAUUCUCAAACAAGUCAAUCAUCCUCACAUAAUACAGAUUCAGGCGAUCUACCACACCACUGCGAUGAUUUAUCUGGUGACGGAACUGUGCAGAGGAGGUGACCUGAAGCAGCUCUUGCAAAGAAAGAAGUUCUUCACAGAGGAUGAGACGAGGAACAUAAUGUGUAAUUUAGCUGAUGCUGUUGUCUACCUUCAUAAAAAAGAUAUAGUGCACCGGGACCUGAAACUUGAAAACAUUCUUGUGAGAAACUCUCUGGAUGAAGAUGAUGGAAAGAUCAAUAUCAAGGUGACAGACUUUGGAUUAUCUGUGAAGACAGGAGGUGUCGGGAUUGAGAACAGAAUGACGGAGGCCUGUGGGACUCUUAUCUAUAUGGCUCCAGAAGUGAUGAGUGACCGUAGCUACAGUCAGUGUUGUGAUGUCUGGAGCAUGGGAGUAGUCAUGUACAUGUUGCUGUGUGGAAAACCUCCAUUCGUCGCCAAAACAAAGUCAGCCCUACUUGAAAUCAUUAAGAAAAACGAACUGAAAUUCACUCAAGCCAUCUGGGACACAGUCAGUGAUGCAGCAAAAAAUGUACUGAUCUGCCUCCUGAAAGUGGACCCCCCAUACCGUAUGUCUGCCAGUCAGCUCCUAGAAAACCCCUGGAUCACAGGCGACACUGAUGUUCCAGCUGUACCAUCCAAUGUGCUGGAGAUGAUGCAGCAUCACCUGGAACAGGAAGAGAGAGAGCAGAGUUUGGAGGUAUUAUCCGCCACCCCUUAUGAGGACGCCCUGGACCCUGUCCCCGUUCCCCAGGCUGUUUCCACAGAAACAAAUAACAACUGCAGUAGCCAUGCAAAGCUCAGCCCCAAGAACAACCACAGCACCUCUACACGCUCCACAGCCACCAAACAGAAUCAAGGAAUAAAGUCUAAAGUGAGUGGCUGCAGCCUGCUGCAGGAUAAGCGCCGAAACAGCUCUGACACCUUGGUACAGUCACCCACAACACAGGCUCAUGCUGGUAUGAGAGCGUCCACACUGCCGAGUGCAAAGCAGCGCAAGCCUCAGGACAGGAGGGAUCUCAGUACGGGACAGAAACCGUGCUCCAGCCAGAGUAAAGCAGAUGACCACAGACUUUCUACCUCCAGUAAAGCAGGCCUGGCCCCUGCGAACUCCCAGCUCGCCCAAAAACCACUACCUGGUCAGAGUAAAACUAAAAAAUGAGCCAUAUCUUAUAGGAAAAUGAGGGAAAUGUUGAUAUUUUCGCUAUUGUAUGCUGUUCUGUCAUUUUAGCAAUGAUCUGAAUGUAACCACUAUGAAUUGUGCAAUUGUUAUGGUGAUGGCCAGAGACAAAGAAGUGAUGGCAGUGCCAAAAAAA